AUGUCGGAAGAUGGAGAGUUUUCGGGAGAUGAGCUGGAAUUUGAGGUGAGUUGUUUUUGGGCGGGAAAAAUUUGAAAUUUAAAAAAAAAUUAAAAUUUGAAAAAUACAGUAGGCUAGGGUUUUCGGCCCGAAAGUUGUGCUAAAAUCAUUUAAAAAUUCAAUUUGAGCUACAGUAUUCUAGAACAGCCUAAAAUACAGUACCCCGCGAUUUUGGCGGCAAAAAUUCAAGGUCAAUUUUUUCUGCUACAAAAAAUUUACAGUUUCAAAUUUUUUCCAGAUUUUUGACUGUAAAUAUUGAAAAUUUCAUGAAAAAAUCGAAUUUGAAGUCAAUUUUCCCAAAAAACUUCAUUUUCCCACCCAAAAAAUCGCAAAAUUCAAAUUUUUCUCUUCAAAUAUCCAUUCGCUCAGCUCGAACAAUUAUAUCCUUUCCAUUCUCGCCCAAUUUUUCCUCAAAAUUUCCAGAUUUUCUCUCGAUUUUCUGAUUUUUCUCCGAAUUUUGAGCUUCGAGCUCAAAUUUUGGCUCAGGUUUCACGCGAAUCGCAAAACCUUCCGACCUGAAAUCUUUAAAAAUUUUGAACAAAUUUUUGGAAUUUUAACUCACUCUUGGCCAAAAAUUUGGAGAACAAUUGAAAAUAAUAUGAAAAUCAGGAGAAAUUUCAUGGUUUUGAUGAAAAUUGAGAAAUUUCGAGGAUUUUAUGGGGGAAAUUAGAAUAAUUUAAUUAUUUUUAUCAAUUUUGUGAGUCAUUCCUGUGAAUUUUCCCUGAAAAAUAAGGAAAAAUAAUUUUCAAACUUUUAAAAAUUAAUUUUAUUAUUAGCAAAAAAAUUUUUUUGCGUUUUCGUUUUUUUCUGAAAAAUUUGAAUUUUGGAGCAGUUUUGAGCCAAAAAUUUUCCGUUCAAUUUUUGAAAUUGAUAUAGAAGUUCCAGAAUAUAGAUCCGGUAUUCAUUGAUUUGAAAAUUCUGAACAAAAAACAAUUUUUGAAGGAUUUUUUGAUGGGAAAACUUACAUUGUGACCCUGUUUAAUUGCCAUGAUCUGUGAAUUUUCCGAACUUUUUUUUUGGUCCUGAAAAUUUAAAAUUAGGAAAAUUCCGAUUUUUCAGAGAAAAAUUGUAUAAAAAUUUCAAUUUUUGAUUUAUAAACUCACUAUUUCUCAUCAUUGAGCGUGGUGUUUUGAAGAUUUUAUCUGAAAAUUCAAGAUUUUCAAUUGGAAAUGAACGAAAAUUGGAUUUUUCAGUCAAAAAUUGAUGAAAAAUCUGACUUUUUUGGCUCAGAAACUCACAUUUUUCAUUUAAUUUUCGAUUAUAAAAUAGUUCCAGAAUAUAGAUCCAGUAAUUAUUGAUUUGUAAAUUCUGAGCAAAAAUUAAUUUUUGAAAGAUUUUUUUAUCGAUAGCACAUCUCCUGAUACGAUUGCUAAAAAUUCCAAUUUUCCACGUAUCUGGAAUUUUUAGAAAUUAAAUUAAAUUUUUUUCAUUUAAAAAAAUUAGGAAAAAAUCUUUAAAAGCUCACCUGGUUGAUAGAUUGAGUAUGAUUUCCAUCCGCAAUUUUUUUUGUGAAAUUGAUAUAGAAGUUCCAGAAUAUAGAUCCGGUAUUGAUUUUUGAAAUCUAAACAAAAAUUAAUUUUUGAAGGAUUUUUUUAAUUGGAAAACAUACAUUUUUUGGGUACUAAUUUGUUCAGGACAAAGCUCCUCAAAAUUCCUUUCAUAUUUUUGACCUGGUUAUCUCCCUGUGCAUAGAGAAUCUGAAAUUUUCAGAUUUUUGAUGAAAAAUUAAAGAAAAAUCCAAUUUUUUGGCUCAGAAACUCACUAAAUUUAAUUUUUGAAAUUUGAUAAAGAAGUUCCAGAAUAUAGAUCCGGUAUCUGAAAAUUUCCAGAUUUUUUUAAAUCGAAAUUAAAAAAAAAACUUACUUUAUUUUUUUCUACAUAAUUUAUGAUCUCAGUCCGCAGAACAGUUUGGGUUUUGACAUUUUUCUACAAUUUCUUUUCGAUAUUUAUUUUUUUGGCCUGAAAAAAUGGGAUUUUUGCGCGAUUUUUUAAAGAAAAAAAGGAACUUACAUUUGAGAAUGUGAAAUUUUAGCACUUUUUGGCGCUCCUGAAAACUUUCAGAUUUUUUCAGUGGAAAUUUUGAAUUUGGCUCCAAAAAUAGGUCUAGAAGUGGGGUUUUUGGGGCCAAACUUUGAAAAUUGAAAAAAAAUUAAUUUUUUCAUAGAAUUUGGCUGAAAAUUCAGAUUUUCACAUGAAAAUUGACUGAAAUCUGCUAAAAAUGCGAUUUUUCAAGUAAAAAAUGAGGUUUUUUCUCAGAUUUUCGAUGCAAAAUCGAAUUUUCCACUCAAAAUUUCGUGAUUUUUCCCAUUUUUCCCCAAAACCCAGAGAUUUGUAGAUUUCUAUCAGAAAAUUUUGACCUUGAAAUACUUUUCCACUCACCUCAUUUUUAUCCUUCAAAAAAUGUUUUUUUCGAAUUUUCAUUUGACAAAAAUCGAUAUUUGCAUUGUUUAGAAAUGCAAUUCGGCUGAAAAUUUCAAAUUUUUCAAUAAAAAUUGAGCUAAAAAUCGAAUUUCUUAUGAAAUUUUGGUUAGAAAUGCUCCAAAAUUCAAAAUUUCAUCAAAAAAUUCCGAAUAUUCACGGUGUUUCACCCAGCAAGGCCCAAAAUCGUGGAAAAAUGUGACUUGUUCGGUGGAGCGCGCUUGCUCGCUCCACCAAUUUUUUUUCCUACUUUGCCACAUUUUUUUCCCGAUUUUCGGCAAGUUUCUUCAACUUUCAGCCUAGGAAUGGUAUAUUUUUUGAAUUUCAAAAUUUUCGCGCUAAAAUUGACUGUAGUAGGCGCCAAAUUCAAAUUUUUUUUCGGAUUUUUCAUUAAAAAACUUCAUUUUUAUCCGAUUUCAGUCAUUUUUUCACCAAAAUCUCCAAUUUUUCCCGCCAAAAUUCAAAAAAUCUGAAAUUUUCAGCCACUCCGCCCACCACCAGUCGAGCCAAUUCUACAACCGCCGAAAAAUGCGUCGGUGCCUUUGGAUUAUGGAAGAUUGCGAAGAAGUGCCGAAAUUUUGAUGCAUAAAGGAUGUGUGAGUGGUUUUGGUGGGAUUUGGGUGCGAAAUUUGAAUUUGCCGCCGAAAAUUGAGCCUGGGGAAGGUUUUUGCGCGAAAAAAUGCUCAAAAAUCAUUUUUUGAACCAAAAAUUCUGAAUCUAGGCCAAAAUCAGCUGAAAAUCUCAAAAUUCCAGAAUCUUCAAAUGAAUGACCGUGAACUUCGCGCCGCCAUCAAAACAGCCAUGGAAUUCGAGAAAUCCUUCAUCGCUCUACUUGAAUCCAAAAAACAACAAUUCAAAAUAUUGGAAGAAUGUUUCGAGAUUGAAAGCCAACAAUGUCGCGCACUUUUGGAUGAAUGCAAGGAGGUUUUGAAGGAGAAACACGGGAUUGAGGGUGAGGAUUUGAGAAAUUUGGUGAUUUUGAGGCAAAAUUCAUUGAAAACCCUGGAUUUUGACCUAAAAACCGUUAUUUUCCGUCAAAAUUGACCUGGAAUUGAUGAAAAUCCGAAGAUUGCCUUCUGAAUCACAGAAAAUCCAUAAUUCCAUCGUUCCUACCUCGAAAAAUGACCCUAAAACCAAAAAAACCUUCUAAAAAAAAAGUAAAGCAACGACACUCCGCAAUGACGCCUCCGUGUAGUUCUCCCGGACAAGUUUGAAAAUUUUUCAAAAAUUGUCAUUUUUCCGGUUUUCUUGGGUUCUAGGGUUAUUUUUUGUGAUUUUGGAGGUAGGAGUGGUUAGAAUUGAUGAGAAAUAGUAGGGAAAUUAGGAUUUUCAGGAAAAAACCUUAAUUUUGACCUAUUUAUGGUUGAAAAUGGGAAAAUCGCGUUUUAGGGUGAUUUUUCGGUUAAAAUUGAUGAAAUUUACACAUAGAAAAAAAUGAGAAAAAUUUGCUUUAGACGCGAAAUUACGACCAAAACCCUCUGACCGCACGCUGACCCUCGACUCCGCCCUCUUUUUCUCUCUCAAAACUGCAAUUUUGCGGCGCACUUUUUUUUUCCUUUGAAAAAUGUUCGCAUUCUAGAACAUUCUUCUGCGUCUCUCACCCCUUUUCCGCCUGCGUAUUUGAAUCUGCAAACACUGCACAGCAGCAAAAAAUGUUUUAUUUUUUUCCAUGUGAAUUUAUAAGCUAACCUAGGUUUUGACUAAAAUUUUACUAAAAAUUGUGUACUAGACAAAAUUUCACGAUCUGUCACUCUAUCCCAUUCGAUUUUCAGGUUCAGAAUUCGAAAAUCUACUAUCUCCCGAUGAACUCAAAGCCAAAAUCACCGCCACAUUCUCGGACCAACCGGAUACUUCAAAACCGCCGCCCAAUUUCCGCGCACCACCGCCACAUUUGAUCGGAAUACCGUCGGUGAGUGAUUUUUGGGCGAAAAAAUUGUCAAAAAAGCAUUUCUUUGUACCUAGGAACCCUAGUUUCUUUGUUCCCUUAUCUAAAUGCGGAAAUUUGAUAAAAAAUUUUCAAAAUUGCUGAGAUCAAAGAAAAAUUGUCCAGAAAAAUAAGAGAAAAUCGAAAAUCUGAUUUUUUAAAACCAGUUUUUGAUCAAAAUUUGGAACUGGUGCCUAGAAAACAUGAUUUUCGACCGAAAAAACACAAAUUUUAGGUUAAAAAUCAUAUUUCCCACAGGAAAAACAGGUUUUUGAAUGUAGUUGUGAGAACUUUGAUCACUUUUUGAACUAAAUAUGUGACAAAAUUUCUUCCACGUCAUUUUCAGCUAAAAAUUAUAAAUUUUAAACUUCCUACGCCCAAUAUCACAAAAACAAAACAUUUUGAGCAACAAAAUAUUUGUAGAAUUUUUGAAACGUAUUUUUUCGGGUCCCAAAUUUUUGUCAGAAAAAAACCAGCUCAAAGUGUCAAAAUUUGUCCAAUUUUUAUGAAUUUUUCAAUAAAAAUGGCUAGAAAUCCGGAUUUUCAUUGAAAUUCAGAAACAAAUGCUUAUAAUUUCCAAUUUUCAUGAUUUUCGGCUCAAAAUUGUCCAAUUUUCAUGAAUUUUUCAUUAAAAAAUCUCUCGCUCAAAAUUUAGUCAAAAAAUGCUUGAAACUUGCGAUUUUCAUGAUUUCCUGCUCAAAAUUGUCCAAUUUUCAUGAAUUUUUCAUUUAAAAUGCCUGAAAAGCAACUUUUUCAGUUCUAAAAUCUCCAGAUUCUCUAACAUCUAUGAAUUCAGAUCUAAAACAUCGAUUCCAACGAAAUUCAUUCAAAAAUCAAUCAAAUAUACCUAAUUUCAUGAUUUUCGGCUCAAAAUUGUCCAAAUUUAUUGAUUUUUCCACCCAAAAAAUCCCGAAUUUCCAGCAAUUCUCCACUCCACCACCUUCUCUUCCACAUUCUCAUUCCUCUCCUCAAAUUCGCCAUCACAAUCUUCACCCACAACAUCGCAUCUCACCUUUUGGUGUUCCUCAAAGAGAUCCAAGAAGAAUUCCGCCAUUCAUCACACCACCUCCAUUUUUGGCGAUGGAAAGACGGUGGGAAAUGGGAAAAAUUUGAAAUUUCUAUUGAAAAUCCAGUUUUCCCCGUGAAAAUUGCGAAAUUUUGAGAUGGAAAGUUCAAAAAUUGAUGAAACUUGUGAAAUUUUCAGAUUUUCUGGCUGAAAAAUGCUGAAAAUCGUGAAAUUUUCGAUAUAGAAAAUGUAAAAUUUAUUGUGAACUGAAUUUCGAUGAAAUUAUUGAUUUUCAGCCAUUUUUUAAUGUUAAAUUCAUGAAAAUUGAACAAUUUUGAGCUAAAAAUCAUGAAAUUCGUGAUUUUUGGGUCAAAAAAUGCUGAAAAUCACGAUUUUCUAGCUGAAAAUGCUGAAAAUCGAUAGUUUUUAUCUGAACUUCCUGAUUUUUUCAUCAAAAAAUCACAUUUUCUAGCCUACAAACUAGAAAUCAUCAGAAAAUCCAAUUUUCUGAUCAAAAAAUGAUUGAAAAUCACAUUUUCUAGGCUACAAAUCUUUCCGAAAUCUCAUAUAAAAUCUGGUUUUUUUUCUCGGCAAAAUCCAUUUUUUGCCUAAAAUUUGACCAAAAAUCGAUUUUUUUUCGAUCAAAAAAACAUUUUUUUGUCAAAAAACAAUAUUUUUGUUUUGAGAUUGAUAAUAAAAAUUACGAUUUUCUAUUGAUUUUUCGAUUUUCCAAUCUGAAAUUAAUUUCAGAUUUGAACGUGGCUGCUGGAAAUCGAGAAGUCCGCCGCCGACUAGACGAUUUUGA
This is a messenger RNA of Caenorhabditis angaria, 6192 nucleotides long. Lineage: Eukaryota; Metazoa; Nematoda; Chromadorea; Rhabditida; Rhabditidae. The record is from the annotation of a GenBank genome assembly.